Seriola aureovittata is the source of this 1422-nucleotide messenger RNA. It is a transcript of the gene unc50, whose product is annotated as unc-50 homolog (C. elegans). Lineage: Eukaryota; Metazoa; Chordata; Actinopteri; Carangiformes; Carangidae. Gene Ontology annotation, cellular component: Golgi membrane. The transcript has 6 exons. Bases 104 to 877 code for a protein of 257 amino acids. The record is from RefSeq and is a predicted model, not a curated record.
ACGUGUUCAUUUUCGCGACGGUUCAGGAAGCGUCUAUAAACAGCUACAGAAACGAGCAAUAGUUGGUGCUUUCUCCUGUGAAGGAGUACAGCAAAACAGCACCAUGUUGCCGACCACCUCGCCACACAGCAACGGUGCCCUUGGCUCCAGGGAUGCUGCACGCCACACAGCGGGCGCCAAGCGCUACAAGUACCUGCGACGGCUGCUGCAUUUCAGACAGAUGGACUUUGAGUUUGCCCUGUGGCAAAUGCUUUACUUGUUCACAUCACCACAGAGGGUCUACCGCAACUUCCACUAUAGGAAACAGACCAAAGACCAGUGGGCCAGGGACGAUCCUGCUUUCCUGGUCGUGCUCAGCAUCUGGCUGUGUGUGUCAACAAUAGGCUUUGGUCUGGUGCUGGACAUGGGUGUCCUGGAGACUCUGAAACUGCUGUUGUGGGUGGUCUUUGUGGACUGCAUAGGAGUCGGUCUGUUCAUAUCGACACUCAUGUGGGUUAUCAGCAACAAGUACCUGCUAAAGCAACCCAGCAAAAAUUUUGAUGUUGAAUGGGGCUACGCAUUUGAUGUUCAUCUCAAUGCUUUCUACCCACUUCUAGUCAUCCUGCAUUUUCUGCAGCUCUUCUUCAUCAACCAUAUUGUCGUGAUAAACUCCGACUGGUUCCUGGGAUACUUCGUCGGGAACACUAUGUGGCUGAUCGCCAUCGGUUAUUAUCUCUACAUCACCUUCUUAGGGUACAAUGCUCUACCUUUCCUGAAGAACACGGUGGUGCUGCUCUACCCCUUCGCUCUGCUCGGCCUCAUCUACGUCCUCUCUGUCUCUCUGGGCUGGAACUUCACUCAGGCUCUCUGCUGGUUUUACAAGUACCGAGUCCAGUAGAACCGGUUUGUCCCUGAGAGUGGACACUAGUUGCCUCCAGGCCCUCGUCGAAAUCUGUUUUCAACUCACGCCUGUGUGACAUCAAAACCAUUUCCAGCUGCUGUCGGUCAACAUCUGGUUGAGAUGGACUCUGCCUCUGGUUGACUCUUAGUAAACUUGGACCUCUGGGUUGAUUGAAGCUGACUGUUUCUUGACUCUCACUUGAUUUUCUGUUUGGCUCUCCUGUUGAGCUGGAGCUCCAAAGUCAGUAAACAGCGAUGUGUUUGGACUGGUUGCAUAAACAAGGGGACAGAUGAGACGCAGCUUUUAUUGUUGUUCUUUUUGUAUGAUUUGUAAAUAGUACUCUGGCAGGUUGUAAUAUAUACACAGAGGUUUGUUUCUGAAGAGGUUGCUUUGUUUCUUUGAGUUUUCAUAAAAAAAGAAAAUGAAAAUCCUGCUUAUUAAAGAGAAGGAAGGAAAGUAGAGGAAUGUGGGAAGCAUUUUUUCCUUUUUUCCUUAAAGUGUACAUUCCAAAGCACUUUCAAUAAAGGGUUUUAUUAAAUUAA